AUAGUCUGAGAUUAUAAGUGGAUACACAUCCUCUUCUGGGAGGUAUUGUCUGUUUCUAGCAUAAUAAGCCUGCAAUCGCAUUCCAUCCCCAUUAGAGAUGCAAUUCAGUUCUGCUCGAGAACCAGAGAAGCGCCAUGACUACCACUUAAUUCCUGAUUCAGGAUCCGCUUUGCCUGUGGAAACUGAUCUGAAGAACGAAAGAAGAAGAAGAGAAGGAGCACCGCAUCACAAAGACGAUGUCCCAGAGGAUAUUCCCCUGCAUAGAAAGGCUUACCUCAACAAAUACGCACUCGCCGGCGCCGUUUUGGCUUCCACAAACUCUAUUCUAUUGGGCUACGAUAUUGGGGUGAUGAGUGGCGCAGUGCUUUUCAUCAGGGAGAACCUGAAUGUUACAUCAACACAAAUUGAGAUCUUGGUGGGUUCUCUAAAUGUGUGUUCUUUGAUCGGAUCGCUUGCCUCAGGCAAGACUUCUGAUUGCAUCGGCCGGCGUUACACCAUUGUCCUAGCAGCAACCACAUUUCUUAUAGGUGCGCUUCUUAUGGGAUUUGCACCCUCUUUCUCAUUCCUCAUGGCCGGACGGUUAGUUGCUGGCAUCGGAGUCGGCUACUCCCUUAUGAUUGCUCCUGUGUACGUGGCUGAGCUCUCCCCAGAUCUUACUCGAGGCUUUCUCACCUCCCUCCCUGAAGUCUUCAUCAAUGUCGGAAUCCUUCUCGGUUACAUUGCUAAUUACACGUUAUCAGGUCUUCCACCGCAUAUAAACUGGAGAAUAAUGCUUGGACUCGCGGCUUUUCCGGCGAUUGCCGUUGCGGUGGGUGUAUUGGCAAUGCCAGAGUCACCGAGGUGGCUGGUCAUGAAAGGCCGCUUAGGAGAAGCAAAGCAGGUUUUAAUCCAUGUGUCGGAAACCAAAGAGGAAGCUGAAGGGAGAUUAGCAGACAUGGUGAAAGAUGCUUCUUUCUCCGGCCAUGGUGCUUCUUCAAGCAACUGGCACGGGCAAGGCGUUUGGAAAGAGCUACUGUUAAGACCGACUCGACCCAUCCGCCGGAUUCUCAUAGCUGCCAUUGGGGUGAACUUCUUUAUGCAAGCUUCCGGCAAUGAUGCGGUUGUGUAUUACAGCCCGGAAGUUUUCAGGGCCGCCGGAAUUCACAACAAGAAACAGCUUGUCGGCGUUACGGUAAUAAUGGGGAUUGCAAAGACAUCCUUUGUUCUAAUAUCAGCCUUCUUCUUGGACCGAUUCGGCAGGAGGCCGCUGUUGCUGUUGGGCUCAGUCGGCAUGGCCGUCUCACUAGCUGGGCUGGGCCUGGGCUCGAAAUUUCUAGAGUAUUCCAAUAGCAAGCCGGGCUGGGCCAUCGCGUUGUGCGUGGUGGCUGUGUGUGCUGCAGUUUCCUUCUUCUCUAUUGGGCUUGGGCCCAUUACAUGGGUUUACUCGUCGGAGAUCUUCCCAUCGAGGUUAAGGGCCCAAGGCUCGAGCCUGGCGAUUUCGGUGAACCGGCUGGUGAGUGGGUUGGUGGCCAUGACAUUUCUAAGCAUUUCCAGGGAGAUAACAUUUGGGGGAAUGUUUUUUGCUCUCGCCGGAAUCAUGGUUUUGGGCACGGUUUUCUUUUACUACCACCUGCCGGAAACCAAAGGGAAGAGCUUAGAAGAGAUUGGGGCUCUCUUUGAGGAUGAAGUUCAUGAUCAGAAAUCAUAAUUAAUCCUCUAAACUCCUCGUCUCUUGGUACAAAUUUUUGCUACAUUUCAUGUGUCUUCAACUAAAAUAGUGGUCCAAUUUCUUUGAAAUGUCUUGUGGCCGGUGUGGGGCAUAUGUUGGAAUUUCAGUGAGAUGCAUGGCCGCCGGCCGGGUCGGCCGGGACUAGUUAUUGCCCGAGAGGAGGAUGGAAGCAAUGCUGAAGAGAUUGGCAAAUUCUUGGAUAUAUAUGGGCAUAUGGGAAAGUAACUUCAAAGCAUUAGUGGAUGGAUUGGAUAAAACUUAGAAAUACUUUCGAAUCAUCUUACACUAUUUUUGGCUGUUCCAUUGAGAGGGUUUGGCGGUUUGCUUGUAUUUUGGUCUUUCUAUUUCUUGAGCAUGUAUAUAUAUAUAUUUAUACAAAUGAAGUUUGUGUAUGUUUUAAGGGAAAAUUAC
Messenger RNA from Corylus avellana, 2119 nucleotides. Its product is annotated as putative polyol transporter 6. Gene Ontology annotation, biological process: transmembrane transport. Lineage: Eukaryota; Viridiplantae; Streptophyta; Magnoliopsida; Fagales; Betulaceae. Gene Ontology annotation, cellular component: membrane. The record is from RefSeq and is a predicted model, not a curated record. Gene Ontology annotation, molecular function: carbohydrate transmembrane transporter activity.